Messenger RNA from Striga hermonthica, 214 nucleotides. The record is from the annotation of a GenBank genome assembly. Lineage: Eukaryota; Viridiplantae; Streptophyta; Magnoliopsida; Lamiales; Orobanchaceae.
ACGGGCCAUCCGAGCCAUCCAACCCGAAAAAUCCGACCAAGCCAUACCGGGACGAAGAGAAUUCAAUGAGGAGAAUUUUGGUCCAAGUUUCGUGCGAAUCGGAGUUGUGUGCGAGAAAUUAGAGCGAACCGAACUUCAAGGGGUCACCGGGACCAAGCCAAUGCACGCCCGCGUGCCCGCGGAACCGUCCGCGAGCUCGGGAGUGUGUCCUGCU